AUUUUCCUUUUCUUUUUUCGCCACCAAAUUCUCUCUCAUCUUUCUCUUUCUCACUUUACUUUUCCUUCAUUUUACUUUUUCUCGUUUACCAAACACUCUAUUUUCCUAUUCUCUCUCCUUCCUCUCGUCAUCUCUAAAAAGCUCUGGUAAAAUUUCUGGUUCUGGCUGCGAAUGUGAGUCGCGGAGAGAUCGGAGACUGCCACAUUAGUGCCUUCAAUGAGUUUUUUUGGUUAGUUUAGUGUUGAAGCUGCGUAUAUUAUUACUAAAACAAUGGAUACUAACAAGGCAUGGCUUUGGAAAAAGAAAUCCACAGAGAAGAGCACUGUUGCGACUGAUAAACCUUUGAAAGGGAACGAUGAGAUACAGGCACUUCUGGAUGAGAAAGUGGAAUUGGAGCAGAACUUGAAAACUUUAAACGACAAACUUUCAUCUGCUCUCUCAGAAUGCAACUCUAAAGAUGAACUUGUAGAGAAACAUGCAAAAGUGGCACAGGAAGCUAUGAGGGGCUGGGAGAAGGCAGAAGAAGGUGCAGCAUCUCUGAAGAUGCAACUGGAAGAAGCUUUGCAGCAGAGAGUUGCUAGGGAAGAAAGAGUAGGUCAUUUAGAUGCAGCCCUCAAGGAAUGUAUGCAGCAGCUGCGAUUUGUUCGAGAUGAGCAACAACAAAGGAUUCAUGAUGCUGUAGUGAAGACUUCAAGGGAAUUCGAGAAAACCCAGAAGGUUUUAGAGGAGAAGUUAGCUGAAACAAACAAAAGGCUUGCCAAGAUAAUUGCUGAGAAUGCUCAUCGUGGCAAGACGCUUGUGCUGAAGGAAAAAUUGAUAGAAGAAUUGAAUAGACAGUUGAGUCAGGUGGAAGCAGAUUUCAGCUCACUAAUGAAUAGGUUAGAAUCCACUGAAAAAGAUAACGCUGCUUUGAAAUAUGAGGUUAGAGUGCUGGAGAAAGAGCUUGAGAUCCGUAACGAGGAGAGGGAAUUCAAUCGUCGAACUGCUGAUGCAUCACACAGGCAGCACUUGGAGAGUGUGAAGAAAAUUGCAAAGUUAGAAUCAGAGUGCCAGAGGCUCCGCCUCCUGGUCCGGAAGCGACUUCCAGGUCCUGCUGCCUUGUUGAAAAUGAAAAAUGAAGUUGAAUUGCUGGGAAGGGAUUCUAUUGAAAUGAGAAGAAAAUCAAAUCCAUCUGGCUUAAUGUUCGACUCCAUGGGAAGCAACUCCUUAGAAACACACAGCAAAAGGAUUAGCAUACUUACUGAGCAGUUAUGUGCUAUGGAAGAAGAAAACAAAGCUCUCCGAGAUGUGCUCAUUAAAAAGACAAAUGAACUCCAAUCCUCAAGAAACAUGUCCCCCCGAACAGCUUCCCAACUUUCACAAGCUGAGUUCGAAGAAUCUUCGAAAGGUCUAAUGUUAACAGAGCCAAGAAGAAAUAGUUUUGUGUCACACGAGUUCUCUCUUGCAUCAAUGUCUGAGAUUGACAGUGAUGAUAAGGCUAGCUGUGCUGAAUCGUGGGCUUCUGCUUUAAUUUCAGAAUUGGAACACUUUCGAAAUGAAAAACAGAAAGGAUCACUGUCAAAAAGAGUUGGAGCCUUAGACAUAAAUUUGAUGGAUGACUUUGUUGAAAUGGAAAAACUAGCUGUAGAUUCUGUCAACAAAACAGCCAGUGAGAAUUCCUCAGAAGUAGUGGGUAGUCAAAUAGUUCCAGUUUCGGACAGUGAAUCAGGAUUCAGCAUGUCAAAUCAAGAAAUUAAACACUCUUUCAAUGGGGAUUUCCCUGUUUGGCUUCAAGACGCUUUAAAACUGGUAUUGGAGCAAAACCGUGUGACAGGAAGAAACUUCGAAGAGAUUAUUGAGGAUAUUAGAUUAGCUUUGGUGCAUAGGACGCUUCCAAAGCCUGGUGAACUUGCUCUUACAAGGGAAGACUCAAAUAAUUUUGAUGAAUCUAAUCUCUCUCAUGUUAGAGGCAAUGAUACAUUAUUAGAUUCAAAGAAAUCAUUAGAAAUGGAUUCAUCCAGUGGAGGGAUUGAUGUGAGCAUCUCACAAUCAGAUAAGGGCAAUCAGCAGGUCCAGCCAGAUAUGAGUAAAUUCAUCUGCAAAAUGAUUGAGCUUAUUGAAGGGAUCAGUGUACCGUCUGACUUGAAGAAUUCAGAAUCGCCCACAGGCUACAUGGUCCGUGUCCUCCAGUGGAAAUCUUCUGAACUCAGUGAAGUUCUACAGCAAUACGUGCAUGCUUGUUAUGAUCUAUUGAAUGGAAAGGCUGAUGUUGGAAAAUUUGUGGAAGCCUUGACUUCGUCUCUGGAAUGGAUCAUAAAUCACUGCUUUUCUCUUCAAGAUGUUUCAAGCAUGAGGGAUGCCAUUAUAAAGCAAUGUGAUUGGGAUGAAUCAAGGAGUGAAACUGAAGCAGAAGCCGGAUUUAUUGGUCACUUCACAGAAGCAGAAAGAGCACACAUUCUGAGACAACAGUUGUUACAUUUGCCAUCGGCUGCUGUUGAUUCGAGUGGCCAUAGUAUUCAAGCAGAAGAACUAAAGUCUGCUAUGGUAGAAGAAAGCAGAAUAUUGAAGGAUGAAAAGAAAGAAUUGGAAGGGAGACUUCAGUCGGCUACCGAGAUGAGAGAAAACCUAAUGAAGCAACUUCAGGAAUCUAGGAAGGUCAUUGAAAGCCUGCAAACAGAAUUGCAAGAUUUCAAAAAAUCAAAGGAGAUGAUUGCGGAUCAAAUUGAAACUCAAAAGAUGAUGAAUGAAGAUCUUGACACACAGUUGAAUGCGGUAAGAGGAGAGCUGAUCGAAGCUCGCCAGAACUUUUCGUCUCUAGAGGUUGAGCUGGAUAACAAAAACCACUCUUUUGAAGAAUUGCAGGCUACAUGUGUCGAGCUACAACUUCAGCUUGAAAGUUUUAAAAAGGAAAGCUCAGACGCCGAUCUUAACGAGGAACAAAAGCAAAUUCGAAGUGAUCAGGAGAUAACAGCUGCAUCAGAAAAGUUAGCAGAGUGCCAAGAGACUAUCAUAAGCCUUGGGAAGCAGUUGAAGGCAUUGUCUACACCAAAAGAAGCUGUCCUCUUCGAUAAAGUCGUCGUUAAUCCAAGUAACACUAAAACCGUCACUAACACCAAAACUCCAACCCUAAAUGAAGAUAAGAACACCAAUCAUAGAACGUCCCUACUAGAUCGAAUGCUAGCAGAAGACGGCGCUGCAACCAAGACUACUAAAUCGCCGGAAACCAAAGAAAUUGACAACAACUCCACUACUACCGCCACUACUAAAUUAGGCUCUCACAAGGUAAUAGAGCCAUUAGAGAACAUCAUUUUUCCUAACGGCAAAGAACAAGAUAAGAAUAAUGUUGCAGUUGAUAUGUUAGCUAUUGUGCCUUCCAAAAAACAUGGUGGUGGGAGUUUGUUGAAGAAGCUACUUUGGAGAAAGAAGAAAGGUAGUAAUAGCAAGAAAACUCCUAUUCCUUUUCCUUCAUAAUGGAAAUUAUUAUAAAGCAAGUGAUGUCAAUGUGUGCUGAUCAUGUUCGUGUUCCUACAGCUGUGGUUUGGUUUGUAACUAGUUCGAAAGUUGAAGAAAUAAAAUAAUAAAACAAAAAAAAGCUUAAUUUUGUUACAA
Humulus lupulus (European hop) is the source of this 3588-nucleotide messenger RNA. RefSeq names its product filament-like plant protein 7. Lineage: Eukaryota; Viridiplantae; Streptophyta; Magnoliopsida; Rosales; Cannabaceae. The record is from RefSeq and is a predicted model, not a curated record. Bases 271 to 3450 code for a protein of 1059 amino acids. The transcript is spliced from 6 exons.